Rhagoletis pomonella (apple maggot) is the source of this 1911-nucleotide messenger RNA. RefSeq lists its product as uncharacterized. The record is from RefSeq and is a predicted model, not a curated record. NCBI's taxonomy places the organism in Eukaryota, Metazoa, Arthropoda, Insecta, Diptera, Tephritidae.
CACUGCCAUUUCAGAAUCUAAGACAUACGCUAAUACUGAAACAGAAAUCGAAGCAGAGGUUCAGAGCGAACUUAAAAACGGUGCAUUAGGAGGAAAGAAAAUUUCUAAUUCAACUAGUUUCGAUUUAUCAUCUAACGGACAAAAGGCUAAAGCAAAUUUUCACUUCAAAAUGUCGGCGGAAGCAGCGAAGCUUUUCCAAACAUUGCAAGAAAGUCCACUUCCUCUAGAGGAAAUUUUGUAACGAAAAGUGUGCAUCCAGACUGAAGUCAACAAAAAUGGCCACACAGUGCAGUACUAGUACAGACGAGGGUUGUGAAACAGAUCAAACAAACGAAAUGAGAGACUGUUCGCAAUCUACUUCUGAUCUAACUCAACGAAUACAAUCUUAUGCUAGCAGUAGUUCAUCAAGCGGAGUAAUAGGAAGUUAUUCGAAAAGCUUGAGCCAAAACCUUAGUCGUGGUUCAUCAAACAGCAACUGCUCAAUUUUAGAAGGCAUCGAUUUGAACAUGACAAGCAUUGACUUGGCAAGUAGUCUACCCUCGUGCGCCAGUAGUACCACCUUAGCGACAUCUGAUCAGAUGUCAGAUCGUUCCAUCUACAAAAGCAAUAAUUCAUGCUUUCACUUGCCCGUUUCGAGCAAUUCUUCGACAUUGUGUGCUAAUUCUCCGGAGACUUGCAUUGAUAAAAGGUCACCAAUUAAUUUUAGGGAAGGUCGUCGGGCAAGUGAUGGUCUUGUUGCCCAAGGAUUUGCAAAUUCAAUGACAAUUUUGAAUUCUGCCGUUGGUUAUGGUAGUUAUCGUUACGACAGCCGAAAACAGGACUGUUGGCUGGAGUUGCAGCAACUGCAAAAGGAAGUUGUGUCACUUAAAUCAAAGUAUCGUAACAAUAAAGUACCUCUAGACGAUGGAAACAAUUAUCAAUUUCAAAGUAGUCAAUUUUACUCAAUACCAAAUAGACUGUCAUUAGAUUUACAUCACCAGAUGAUGCAAACGCCACAUGCUCCGAGGACUCCACAUCUAGUACGGCCAAACCACAGUUUUGAAAGUGUUGAUUUAAAUCCACCAUUUCUAAGCAAUGGGCGUUUCGAUUCAACUAAUUUGCCGAUGACUAGCGCAGCCCGUGGUGACAUGGCUUUGCUUUGCAACGUGAGUCCAUUGGCGAUACAGAGACAGCCUCUGCAGCAACAACUGAUGCAACACAGAUUUCUGCAGCAAAAGCGGCAACUCUUACAAAAGCAAUAUGCGCUGGAGUCACAUAUUUCACGUCAACAACACCUUAUGCGUGAACAAUAUUACAAAGUAGGCCAGACGCAACAGGUUAUAGGUCAAAAUUUGAUUGCAACCAAUUUCGAGCCGACGGAAUCGUGCCCACCUAGUGAUAUUUUUAUUCCCGGCUUGAAUGCCUUUGACCGGAGUACAGGCAAAAUGCAACAUCCUUCUAUGAUUCCGCUGCCUUACGGGCCAACUAUCAGCAACUACAUGAAAACGUCUUACAUUAAGCAACAAUCCCAGAACCUAUCAAUGGUAACAAUGCCAACGAAAUAUAUACCGCCGUUAAGUAGGCAUGCAUCAGAGACAUGGAGCUCACUUCCGACAACAGUGGCUAAUAGUCAAUUGAAAAAAGCAGGCAAAUUAAUAGAAAACGGCGGACGUUUAGCACCACAGUUUCAUGCAAAUGCAAAUGUUUACACAUCGAACUGGCAAACCGUCAUAAGGCCUCUUAGUGAAAGCCCUAUUCUGGAGUUAGCUGAACAUUUGGAGUCUGUUUGAUCAUUUUAUAAUUAAAAAUUUACAUACUUAAUUCGUAUCGAAAGCAAGAACAAUAAAAUAAUAUCAAUUACUUAAUUGCAUUUACACUUUAAUAGUUAUAGUUAUUAUUGUAAAACCAUGCAUAAUAUGCUUAAAAUAAACA